AUGGGGCUCCCCGCGCUGGAGUUCAGCGACUGCUGCCUCGACAGCCCGCACUUCCGAGAGACGCUCAAGUCGCACGAAGCUGAGCUGGACAAGACCAACAAAUUCAUCAAGGAGCUCAUCAAGGACGGGAAGUCACUCAUCAGCGCGCUCAAGAAUUUGUCUUCAGCGAAGCGGAAGUUUGCAGAUUCUUUAAAUGAAUUUAAAUUCCAGUGCAUAGGAGAUGCAGAAACAGAUGAUGAGAUGUGUAUAGCGAGGUCUUUGCAGGAAUUUGCCACUGUCCUCAGGAAUCUUGAAGAUGAACGGAUACGGAUGAUUGAGAAUGCCAGUGAAGUGCUCAUCACACCCUUGGAGAAGUUUCGAAAGGAACAGAUCGGGGCUGCCAAGGAAGCCAAAAAGAAGUAUGACAAAGAGACAGAGAAGUAUUGUGGCAUCUUAGAAAAACACUUGAAUUUGUCUUCCAAAAAGAAAGAAUCUCAGCUUCAGGAGGCAGACAGCCAAGUGGAUCUGGUCCGACAGCAUUUCUAUGAAGUAUCCUUGGAAUAUGUCUUCAAGGUGCAGGAAGUCCAAGAGAGAAAGAUGUUUGAGUUUGUGGAGCCUCUCCUGGCCUUCCUGCAAGGACUUUUCACUUUCUAUCACCAUGGUUAUGAGCUGGCCAAAGAUUUUGGAGACUUCAAGACACAGCUGACCAUUAGCAUACAGAAUACAAGAAAUCGCUUUGAAGGCACCAGGUCAGAAGUGGAAUCACUGAUGAAGAAGAUGAAGGAGAAUCCCCUUGAGCACAAGACCGUCAGUCCCUACACCAUGGAAGGAUACCUCUAUGUCCAGGAAAAACGUCACUUUGGAACUUCUUGGGUGAAGCACUACUGUACAUAUCAACGGGAUUCCAAACAAAUCACCAUGGUACCAUUUGACCAAAAGUCAGGAGGAAAGGGGGGAGAAGAUGAAUCAGUCACCCUCAAAUCCUGCACACGGCGGAAAACAGACUCUAUUGAGAAGAGGUUUUGCUUUGACGUGGAAGCAGUAGACAGGCCAGGAGUUAUCACUAUGCAGGCAUUGUCGGAAGAGGACCGGAGGCUCUGGAUGGAAGCCAUGGAUGGCCGGGAACCUGUCUACAACUCGAACAAAGACAGUCAGAGUGAAGGGACUGCACAGUUGGACAGCAUUGGCUUCAGCAUAAUCAGGAAAUGCAUCCAUGCUGUGGAAACCAGAGGGAUCAAUGAGCAAGGGCUCUACCGAAUCGUGGGGGUCAACUCCAGAGUGCAGAAGUUGCUGAGUGUCUUGAUGGACCCCAAAACAGCUUCUGAGACAGAAACAGAUAUCUGUGCUGAAUGGGAGAUAAAGACCAUCACUAGUGCUCUGAAGACCUACCUAAGAAUGCUUCCAGGACCACUCAUGAUGUACCAAUUUCAAAGAAGUUUCAUCAAAGCAGCAAAGCUGGAAAACCAGGAGUCUCGUGUCUCUGAAAUCCAUAGCCUCGUUCAUCGGCUCCCAGAGAAAAAUCGGCAGAUGUUACAGCUACUCAUGAACCACUUGGCAAAGAAUGGUCUUGCUGCAUCAGUCUCUGUGUUUGUGCAUGUUCUCACCUUCUGUCGACUUUGGUGGGAUGUUCUUGAUUACCGACUGGAGCGCGAGACAAGAAUGAGAGUAUAA
This is a messenger RNA of Galeopterus variegatus (Sunda flying lemur), 1650 nucleotides long. RefSeq names its product rho GTPase-activating protein 26. The transcript is spliced from 18 exons. Lineage: Eukaryota; Metazoa; Chordata; Mammalia; Dermoptera; Cynocephalidae. Gene Ontology annotation, biological process: signal transduction. The record is from RefSeq and is a predicted model, not a curated record. Gene Ontology annotation, cellular component: cytoplasm. Bases 1 to 1650 code for a protein of 549 amino acids. Gene Ontology annotation, molecular function: GTPase activator activity; protein binding.